ACAGCUACACUACCUCAAUUGGGAGGCCCGAGAGCCAGAGAGGAGUCGGAUAUGGCUCACAUAUUACGGCCGGUGAUUCGGUGGCCGCGAUGGCAGCAUAGCCGCUGCUUGCGCGCAGCGCUUCACGAUCUACUCCGCUCUUCUUCAGAAAUCGCUGCUGAUACUCCUGGCAUCCAACGUCCAUCAUUGGCAGCCGCCUAUUCAUCUAAGCGAGACAUUCAUUUCCGUUCGCGCGGCCUCAGACUGCCCAACGCUCCGGCGCCAUCCGAUUUUAGGGAAACCGAAAGCGACGACUCGGAUCCCGAUGCAAAGAAGAGCCGGAAUCAGAAGAAGCGCGAGGCUCGGCGCUGCGUUCGGUGGGGAAUGGAGCUUGCUUCCUUCUCCAGUCCUCAAAUCAAACGCAUUCUCAAAGCUGCUUCGCUGGAGCGAGACGUGUACGACGCUAUCAUGCUAGUGAAGAGAUUAGGUCGUGACGUCCGAGAAGGAAAGCGAAGGCAGUUCAAUUACAUAGGAAGACUGCUAAGGGAAGUAGAGCCUGAAUUGAUGGAUGGUUUGAUUGAGGCUACAAAGGAUGGUGAUCAAAGCAAGUUUCAGGCAUUAUCUGGCUUAGAAAAUUGGGUGGUUGGAGAUGACGAGGAAGAAGUAGAAGAAGCCUAUUAUGAUGAUGAAGACGAGGGUUCCAAUAACUACAUUGACGUAGCAAACAGAUGGUUUGAUGGCCUCAUAAACAAGGAUGUUAAUGUUACCAAAGAAAUCUAUUCGGUUCAAGAUGUUGAUUUUGACCGUCAGGAAUUACGUAGACUUGUGAGGGAAGUACACUCCUUGCAGGAGCGGCAAAUAGCAAUAGAGGAGAAUAAGGGCAGGGAAGAUGCAAUACUGAUUGGUGCCAAGCGGUCACUCACCCAUUUUCUACGAACCCUUGCAAAGCAAUUGCCAACCGAGUAGAGGCAGAGCCUUAUAUGGUCUGCUAUGGUCUUUUACAUCCCAUACCCCUUUACGCAUUCAGGGUGAUAUGCAGGAAUUAGUGUCUCCUUCUCCACGUCCACAUUUAUUUGAAAACCGUAAUUGGCAACCACUCAUCUCCAAAAAGAUAAUGGGUCCACAUUAUCCUUCCCUUCUAUAGCAGUUUCUAUCUUAGGCCUUGCAAUCUGUACCCAACUUGCCUCUUCACUCAUUCUUCUCACUAGAAUAUAUACUUUAACCACAUCACCACUUCUAGCUAGAUAAUUUAUCAUGUUGUAGGUGCUGUUGAAGAUGGGUUUUGUGGGUGACAUAGAGGGUUAAAUAUUGGUAUCUGUUGCAUUAGAGAUAGCUCUAGCUGGUUUGCUAAUAUCGGCGUGAAUCUUUGAUUGCUUGUACUAGCAAUAAUGGAUCAGUGUUUUAUAACCGAGGUAUAUACUUAUAUGGAUCUGCAGAUACUAUGGCUUCAGGGAU
Messenger RNA from Diospyros lotus (date-plum), 1434 nucleotides. RefSeq lists its product as uncharacterized. The record is from RefSeq and is a predicted model, not a curated record. Bases 52 to 945 code for a protein of 297 amino acids. NCBI's taxonomy places the organism in Eukaryota, Viridiplantae, Streptophyta, Magnoliopsida, Ericales, Ebenaceae. The transcript has 6 exons.